GCUGACGAGGCAGAGAAGAGUCUCUCCAGAUCAGAACACCAGAUGGGUUACCAGGACAACGCUAGCCCUUCCGUCCUCCCGGAGUUCCCGUGUUGUGCCUCUUCUGGUAGCGCCUUACUGCUGGGUAUGAAGAGGUUGUCUGUGCUGCUGGUGGACUGCAGGAAAACAACGGGGCUGAGUGGAACUGUGAGAGGAGGAGGAGAGAAGAAAGGAUCAGAUUUGACUCAUCAAAGAGGAAAACCAACCUUGGAGGAACCAAAGACGUCCAACCCAGCAAGACGACACCUCUGCUCCCAUUGUGGAAAAAGUUUUAACCAGUUAGUUAGCUUGAAAAGACAUGAGAGGGUACACAUAAGAACGAAGCCACUCCAUUGCUCCCAGUGUGGAAAGAGUUUUAAGCGGUUAGACACCCUCAAAGCUCAUGAGCGAAUACACACAGGGGAGAAGCCAUGCCAUUGCGCCCAGUGUGGAAAGAGAAUGUGGAGUGUGGAAAGAAUGGCUCACUGAUUGAUACAAACAUAAUUCUUUAUAAAAAAAUAUAUAAAAAGGACCAUUUAAACACAUGGAAUCUGAUCUACUCUAUAUUCAAACUGACAU
Molecule: messenger RNA, 597 nt
Organism: Salvelinus namaycush (lake trout)
Lineage: Eukaryota; Metazoa; Chordata; Actinopteri; Salmoniformes; Salmonidae
Product: zinc finger protein 251-like
Exons: 3
Coding region: 43-507 (154 amino acids)
Biological process (GO): regulation of transcription by RNA polymerase II
Molecular function (GO): RNA polymerase II cis-regulatory region sequence-specific DNA binding; DNA-binding transcription factor activity
Source: RefSeq, a predicted model, not a curated record